GCCACGAAAGUGCCCACAUGGAGCUAGGACUGGCUUUUGUUGGCAGGUCUGGCCCAAGUCUCACAAUACAAAGGGUUGGAACCCUGCAUCCCAUCAAACGAGGCAGCUCCACUGUUUAUUUUGGAGUAGUCCAGUUAGCUGCAACCAUGGGCCCUAUAGGAGUACUGGGUGAAAAGAACAGCACAAAUGAAGUGAAAAUGGAGCUGUACACCAGGCUAUACUUGCCAGGCCUCACCACACCACCCAGUGAGCUGGCAUCUGACCCCAAACCAGAACUGAAAGACAGUACCAACCUGGUCGAGGUGCAGAUAGUCCUCAUCAUUGCCUAUUGCUUCAUCAUCCUGCUGGGUGUGAUGGGCAACUCCCUGGUGAUCCAUGUGGUCAUUAAGUUCAAGAGCAUGCGCACAGUGACUAACUUUUUCAUUGCCAAUCUGGCUGUAGCUGAUCUGCUGGUGAAUACGCUGUGCUUGCCCUUCACCUUAGUUUACACACUGUUGGGAGAAUGGAAGCUGGGCCCAGUGCUGUGCCACCUGGUGCCUUAUGCCCAGGGCCUUGCAGUGCACGUGUCUACUGUUACCUUGACUGUGAUUGCCCUGGACCGGCACCGCUGCAUUGUCUAUCACUUGGAGAGCAAAAUCUCCAAGCGAAUAAGCUUCCUGGUCAUUGGAGUGGCCUGGGGUGUCAGUGCACUACUGGCUAGUCCUCUGGCCAUCUUCCGUGAGUACUCUCUGAUUGAGAUCAUUCCUGAUUUCCAGAUUGUGGUCUGCUCUGAGAAGUGGCCUGGUGAGGGGCAACUCAACUAUGGCACCAUCUACAGUGUCUCUAUGCUCCUGAUCCAAUACGUUUUGCCUCUGGUAAUCAUCUCCUAUGCCUAUGCCCGUAUCUGGACCAAACUAAAGAAUCAUAUCAGCCCUGGGGCUGGGAAUGACAACUACCACCAUCGGCGGCGGAAGACCACUAAGAUGCUGGUGUGCGUGGUUGUGGUGUUUGCUGUAAGCUGGCUGCCCUUUCACACUUUCCAGCUUGUCAGUGACAUUGACAGUAAGGUGUUAGAUCUGAAGGAGUACAAGCUAAUCUACACAGUGUUUCAUGUCAUUGCCAUGUGCUCAACCUUUGUUAACCCACUUCUCUAUGGCUGGAUGAACAACAACUACAGGACAGCCUUCCUCGCAGCCUUCCAAUGUGAGCAGCGACUGGAUUCCAUUCACCCUGAGGUAUCAGGAGCAUUCAAAGCCAAGAAGAACUUGGAAGCAAAAAAGAAUCAUUGCACGGGAACCCCUACCAAUGUCUGAGAAUGUCAGGCACAGAAGAAAAAAGGAAUACACUCUGGCCAGAGAAAGAUCUGUUUUGACAGAUGCAUUUUUAUACAUAGUUUUAAUCAUAUAAGAUGGAAGAAAAUCAGCAAGUUAAAGUGUCUGUUCUAUGAUUCCAGAGAUAGUUGGUUGCCGUCAACCAUAUACAAUUACACAUCUCCAAAGAAAUAUAAAAGAUAUUUCAUUUAUGGCAAGAAGUCUCUGUCCCAACCUUUUGCUAAGGCAGCAGUAAUGAUAAAGGCAAGAGAAGUGUUUGCCAUUCUUGCCCUAAAGAGAAUGAAUAGAUAAAUUGUUCCUCAAGAGUCUCAAAACUGGAAGUUGGCAGUGUGGACAUGGUAGGCUGCAAAUAGGGACUACUUCAGAAGCUUAAAGCAUGCUCUAAGAGUGAGGCUGAGGAUCGGUGUAGAAGCUCAUACUUUCCAUAUCUUCCCCACUGCAACUACUCUGCAAAAUGAGGGUUUCAUUAAAAAGAUACACCACCAUUUUUGUCUGUAAAUAUUGUUACCAUAGAAUAAUUCCUAAAAUCAAACUGCUACUACUACUAGAGCAUUUAGGUCAGGAAAGUUAAAGUUUCAAUCUAAUUUGUAAUCUGGUUUCUGCUAAAACAAGUGGAGUAAUAACUAAUUCCUUAUGACUCAGCCACAGUUAUGCUGGGGAGAAAAACACAAAUUUGGGGCCUGAUCCUUUAUUCACAACAUACAUAGAGCUUUCAUUUUGCAUUAGAGAUUGCUAAAUAGGCCAGCACACUUAAAAGGGAAUUUGGAGCAGGUAGUGAAUGCAAACUCAGGUCUUUUGUGAGCACUUCUUAAGUUGAGGGAACCACUAAUGUUUGAACAACUAGGCACAGCUCCAGUGUCUGAAGUACCAUUAACUCUACAGGUUUUGAAUUAUUCCUGCUUUAUUCCUACAUAAUAAAGUAGGACAAAAUUUGAUACUUUAGAAAGGCUGCUAAAUAUUAAUGUGCUUUUCAGUGUUUGUGGUUUUAUGUCACACACAUCCUGCCUUGGAUCUUUUCCCAUUAUCAGCCACUAUAAGAUUAAAAAUAUCUGAUUGAAGUGUAACCUAGUAACAGUAUGCUCAGUUUAUGUAUAUUAACCAGUGAACUCUGCAUGUUAUAGUAAUAGUUAGUUACAUUUCUUUGGUUCAGGUAGAAAACUUGACUCUGUUUACUGUAUUGUAUAUGGCAAUGUGCAACUUUUCUGUGUCUUUGUCUAGCCUCAUUGAACUCAUUAAAGAGUUCAAGCUAAUUUCAACCAAUUCUUUCCUAGCUAAUUUUGCUGCCUAUCUUGGGGGGGGGGGAAGGAACCCCAACAAGCUGCGAUACUUUCCACUUUUCAAAGAGAUUUUCCAUAGCUAAAUUUCACUCGAAUUCCAUAAUUUUUCUAUUUCUCAUGGUCCUCUAAAUUGUUUGUGAACUUUUUUUACAUAUGAUCUAUUUAGUAUUUUAGUGUGAGAUGUCAUUACAUCACAGAUCUUUAUCGUGGGGGGAGAUUCAUCUUUAUAUAUACAGUAUCCUGCCUUUGUUUCUUACACUGCCGUGACAUCAUUCAGAUGUAUAUCUUCACAAUUAGAGAAGGAGGGAGAGAGGGACUAAACUGGCAUUUACUCAAGUAAGGAAAGGUAUCCAUCACUUUUACACAUGCUUCACCAAAUUAAUUUUUGUCUCAGUGAUAACAGUGCCCAGAAUGUUUGUAGUUAGCCCACGCUGUUAAAAAAAAAUUACAGGCAAAGAAUUACUGGGAGAGAUUACUGAAGUUUCAGUCCUAUGAUGUAUAAUUAUUAUUAUUAUAGACAGCAAUAUAAUUCAUUUACAGUCAAGUGUGUGAGCUCUUUAUGAAAAACACAUUAAAAUGUUUAUCCUACCCCCAAAAAGCCUUCAGCCCCACAACUCUUUAGAUAAAUGUUCUGACUCAAAUCUCUUAAGCUUUAUAUAUAGACAGUUUUAAAGUAACUGUUACUGUGUUGUGCUAAAAUUACAGUUGAAGGCCUGAUUUUCAGUUACAUUAUGGCUGCUUUACAUCACCCGGUGAAGGAGCCUCAAACUGGGUAUAAAUUACAUUGACAUCCAUUUCAAAGCACCUUUACCUUACCAGAGAGGUGUAAAGCAGCUGUAGUGUCAAUAAGAAUCUGCCCAACAAUGCUCUCUUCCCAUAGGAACGCCGUGGCACAACUUCUAUCAGUCCAAUCCUGUUUUCCUGGUGCAUCUAAAGCUCUCACUGAUGAGUAUACAGUAAGGGAUUGAUCCUGAAAUCCUCAUAUCUAUUGCGAUUUAUUCUGGCAGGUCUCUCUGUGUAGAUCCAACUGCAUCUACCAAAUGUGAUCAAUUUUUACCCUGUACACAUAACUAAGUACAUAUUUUUGUUUAUCAUGUGCUUCAUUCAUGUCAAAUUCAGAAGGGGCAUCCUAAUCUUUCAUUUACUGAUGUAUUAUCUAUCUAUGGUACUUUUCUAUGGCCCCAAUUACUGUAAAUCUGAGUUUUUCAAAUCUUUUAAUAUAUAUAUAUUCUCACAGUACAGCUGUAAAAUAGUGAAGUGUUAUUUCCAUUUUAUAGGUGGGAA
Messenger RNA from Gopherus evgoodei (Goodes thornscrub tortoise), 3871 nucleotides. It is a transcript of the gene NPY2R, whose product is annotated as neuropeptide Y receptor Y2. Gene Ontology annotation, cellular component: membrane. The record is from RefSeq and is a predicted model, not a curated record. Bases 18 to 1292 code for a protein of 424 amino acids. Lineage: Eukaryota; Metazoa; Chordata; Testudines; Testudinidae. The transcript is spliced from 3 exons. Gene Ontology annotation, molecular function: neuropeptide Y receptor activity. Gene Ontology annotation, biological process: G protein-coupled receptor signaling pathway.